AUGGGUACGUGUCAAGUGAACGGAGGCGGUGGCGACGGUGGCAACAUGCUGUUCACUAAAAUGCCCAACAAGGAUUUUGUGUCGUGGAACUCCUUGUUUGUGCUUCUGCCAAGAUUAGGGAUGAAAGAUCAGUAUCUUCAUUAUUGUGCAUUGAAGUUAGGUUGUCCACUUGUCCCGGUGGCUUUCGAUUCGUUUUCUGCUUCUUGUUAUGCGGUGAACGGAGACGGAGGCAGUGGCGAUGGUGGCGGCGUAGGUUCUAAUAAUGGUGGUGGUGGUGGUUACUGUGACAUGAGCUACUAUUCUUCGAUGCUGUUCACUAAAAUGCCCAACAAGGAUUUUGUGUCGUGGAACUCCUUGGUUUCUGGGUUUUCGAAAAUAGGCCACUUUGAUAGGUGUAUCAGUUUGAUUUCUAUGAUGAAAUCUAAGUUUGCACUGGAAUUGAAUGAGCUUACACUACUAUUUGUUAUCUCAGUUUGUGCUUCUGCCAAGAUUAGGGAUGAAAGAUCAGUAUCUUCAUUAUUGUGCAUUGAAGUUAGGUAUGCUAGCUGA
Molecule: messenger RNA, 549 nt
Organism: Arachis ipaensis
Lineage: Eukaryota; Viridiplantae; Streptophyta; Magnoliopsida; Fabales; Fabaceae
Source: RefSeq, a predicted model, not a curated record